CUGCGAGACCUCUCAAGGGACCGGAGCAAAGGGGAACCCAUGGAUGGCUCUGCGGAAGGGAGGGGGCUGGAUGUGCUCAAUGACACGAGCAGUGGGAAGAGCUGGGCAGAAGAAGGCAACUCUGAGCUGUCCUUGCGUGUGGUGACAGCUGCCUUACUCUUCCUUCUCAUCCUCUCCACUCUCCUGGGCAACACCCUGGUGUGUGUGGCUGUGGUCAGGUUCAGACACUUGUGCUCCAAGGUCACCAAUGUCUUCGUUGUCUCCUUGGCGGUGUCCGACCUCUUGGUGGCUCUGCUGGUGAUGCCCUGGAAGGCUGCCUCCCAGGUGGCAGGCUACUGGCCCUUUGGGGCUUUCUGUGAGGUCUGGGUGGCUUUUGACAUCAUGUGCUCCACGGCCUCCAUCCUCCACUUGUGCAUCAUCAGCCUGGACCGUUACUGGGCCAUUUCCAACCCCUUCUGCUACCAGAGGAGGAUGAGGCAGCCUGUGGCCUUCAUCACCAUCGCGGUGGCCUGGCUGCUGUCCCUCCUGAUUUCCUUCAUCCCCGUGCAGCUGAGGUGGCACAAGGACCGUGGCUUCCUCAGCCAGCAGGAGCCAGGUGCUCGUGGCCCUGAGGAGGAGGAGAGCUGCGACUCCAGCCUCAGCAGGACCUACGCCAUCUCCUCCUCGCUGGUCAGCUUCUACCUCCCUGUGGCCAUCAUGCUGGGCACCUACGGCUGCCUCUUCCGCACCGCCCGGCGGCAGCUCCGCAGGAUCUCCUCCUUGGAGGGGGCAGCAGGCCGUGCCCAGGGCUGCCAGGCCGCCGGCUCCCCUCAGGAAGCCUCCCUGAAGCGCUCCUUCAAGAAGGAAACCAAGCUCCUUACGACCCUCUCCGUCAUCCUGGGCGUCUUCGUCUUCUGCUGGCUGCCCUUCUUCGUGCUCAACUGCGCGGUGCCCUUCUGCGACCCCCGCCUGGGGGAGCCGGGGCAGUUCCCCUGUGUCAGUGAGGCUGUCUUCAACACCUUUGCCUGGUGUGGCUGGGCCAACUCCUCCCUCAACCCCAUCAUCUACGCCUUCAACGCGGACUUCCGCAGGGCUUUCGCCGCCCUCCUGGGCUGCGGCCGCCCGCGGCCCGGCCGCGCCGCGGAGAGGGUGGCCCUCAGCACCGAGCCGGCCUCCUACCGCCGCGACACCACCUGCCAGAAGGAGGUGGUGGCCCUCGGCUGCCCCCAGCUGCUCCCCCACGCUGCUCUGCCCCUGGAAAGCAGUGAGGUGUCCUUUGAGAGGGAAUCGCAGGUCUCUGAGCCCUCUGGCCGCAGGGUGGUGCAGGUGGAGUGCGAGGAGGCUGCCUCCCUGGAGAGGGUCACAGCCCUGCCCAGCUGA
Molecule: messenger RNA, 1359 nt
Organism: Dryobates pubescens (Downy woodpecker)
Lineage: Eukaryota; Metazoa; Chordata; Aves; Piciformes; Picidae
Product: D(1) dopamine receptor
Exons: 1
Coding region: 40-1359 (439 amino acids)
Biological process (GO): adenylate cyclase-activating adrenergic receptor signaling pathway
Cellular component (GO): membrane
Molecular function (GO): G protein-coupled receptor activity
Source: RefSeq, a predicted model, not a curated record